Messenger RNA from Cladocopium goreaui, 873 nucleotides. The record is from the annotation of a GenBank genome assembly. NCBI's taxonomy places the organism in Eukaryota, Dinophyceae, Suessiales, Symbiodiniaceae.
AUGGGCAGAUUCACGAAAGCCAAGGGGCCUGCAGCUGCGAGUGCCGAAAGCAGUGCUGGUGGCCAGACGCCGUCGCUGACGCCGCUGUCUACACUUGCGCGGAUGCAGCCGUUGCCGUUGAGCCUGGUGAACACCGUAGCUCGUGUCACCUACAUCUGUGGGCACGCGGUUGGCAAGUACCCGGCAUUCAAAGUGGUGGUGAGUGGCCAGGAAGCCGAGGGUGAGGUGACGCAGGUCCUCGUCAAGUUCAACGGCAUGCCUCGGGAGGUGCCGCAGCUUGACUCUCUCGUCGAGCUACAGGGCUGCGAACUGAGGGAUGCGUGGCGCAAUGCCACUGGCGCCAUCCCCGAGGGGCAAGUGAUUGCAGGGCUUUCGUCUCGCGAACUUGCGCUGAACUUGCUUCAGGGCAAGAGGAAGCGCGAAGCUCCGCAGUGCCUUGUGCAUUGGCAGAUUGACCGGUCAACCCUCCGAAUCUUGGUGGGCCACCCCGACGCAUCGACAUUCCCCAAGGCGACUUUUGAAUUGCUGGAGCUGAAGCACCUACCUGCGGACAGCUUUGGGUGCUGUGGAUUCAAAAUCUGCGAGGUGGGGCCGCUUGGAGGUGACGGAGAUAAGGUUCGCCGACAAAUCCGAGUGUCGGAGAUUUCAGGGACGGCUGCUGACCGACCUUCACCUUUGCUUUGGUAUAGUUGUUGUUCAGGGUUUUUGAAGGUGCACCUAGAAGCAGUAUGCAUGAUAAAGUUCAGUGGAAGCCCAUGUAACAUGCAGGGGCUUGUGUUGCAGUUGAUGUCCUUUUGUUUCAUGCGGCAGGAUGCCAUUCGUUUGGCAAAUGUUGGAGGGAGCAGCAAAGGCUUAAUUUGGCUACGGGGCUGA